This is a messenger RNA of Caenorhabditis remanei, 921 nucleotides long. RefSeq lists its product as uncharacterized. NCBI's taxonomy places the organism in Eukaryota, Metazoa, Nematoda, Chromadorea, Rhabditida, Rhabditidae. Bases 1 to 921 code for a protein of 306 amino acids. The transcript is spliced from 5 exons. The record is from RefSeq and is a predicted model, not a curated record.
AUGUCAUAUUCCUCUUCUUCCUUUGUCGCCUUCACUUCCUCUUUGACUGACUCCAGUGACCUCACUUGCUUUGAUGAUGGCCGGAUCGGUACAAUUGCGAGCUGGUUACUUCGUCAGCAACUAUCAACUUAUUUGACAUCUCUGAGAAGACCUGUGAGAAUUGGAUUCCGUCGAAAUCGUUCGUUGGCUCCGGUCCAGGGGUAUCACGUCCCGAGUCGUCGGAAUCCCAUCCAGUUCUCGAAUCGUUGUAGCCAUUAUGGUACCUUUGGAUUCAAUGUAAAUACGUGGCUUCACAUUUCUCUUUAUAUUGAUUUUGUCUCGUAUCUUUUCUACAUCUCUCUCGUUUUUGGAAUGAUAGUGAAUCAGAAAUCGCGUGCCAUUCGAAGAUCAAAGUCAGCUGCAGCUUGCAUUUUGUCAUUGUGCUUGGCUUUUGCACUGGCAGCUUCAAUGAUUUCAAUUGAGAUGUCUGAGAUUGUACGAAGUUUCAGCAAGGUGUUUGUACAUACUGGGAAGGUUAAAUUUUAUGAACAGAUGAUCAACCGGAUGUUCUACAUUUUCCCAGUUGCAUCUGUCAUAAUCUACUCGAUAUAUUAUCGCAAAAAACGAAAGCUGGCAGAACAGAGUGCUCUUACAAUGUAUCCGGUCUAUAAAAGUAGCCAAGACAACAUAAUUUUCAAUAUUAUGAUUACUUCAGUUAUCUACGGGGUUCUUCUCAUUUUUCACGAUGUCACAAGCAUCUUUCCAAGUGACGACAGUUUAUGUUUCGGUGCAGAGUACACACCAACAGUGCAGCUAUUCAACUUUGUACCGGAAUUGUUUCUGCCAAUAUCCUUCAUGAUAAGCACAAGGAAAUCUUGGAAGAAGGUUGGAAUCGAAGGAUCCAUAUUAGUGAUAAGGAUAUCUACCAUUGCUGUUCAUUAG